Messenger RNA from Ilex paraguariensis (yerba mate), 1995 nucleotides. The record is from the annotation of a GenBank genome assembly. NCBI's taxonomy places the organism in Eukaryota, Viridiplantae, Streptophyta, Magnoliopsida, Aquifoliales, Aquifoliaceae.
UCAAACACUAUUUUUUUUUUAAAGUACUUAUGAAAAAUUAUAAGUAUUAAAAACACCUUUAAAAGGUCACUCCAAAUACACCCUUAAAGUCUAAUUUUUUAUAUUAAAUUUAUAGUAUUAAUAUUAGCCGUCUGAUUAACUUUAAAGUAAAAUUUAAAGAGAUCUUAAUCGUGAUUAGCAAAAGUCAUUUUAUUUAUUUUUUGAAAUUUGAAUUGUAUUGUACUUUAUUAUAUAAAUGGUUGAAUGGCACCGCAAGCGCAACAUGAUUAGUUGUUGGUAUUGCUUAUUCCUUCUAUUUUGAACAUACCAAUUAGGGUAAAUAUCAUUCACACUCCCUGACAUUUGGUUUUAUUAUAUGGACACCCUCUCACAUUUUAAAAAUGACACUGAGAUCCCAAUAGGUGAAUGACGUUAAUAAUAUAAUUAAAAAGACUGUUUUCCCCUUGAUUAAUUGAUCAAACUCAUGACCAGAUCCAAACCCAUCGCCCCAUGCCCAAGACAAUAUUCCGUGACACGACCCGUGGCCCAUAACCUAAAACCCUUGAUGCCCGAAGCCCUAACAACUAGGCACCACCCAUUUUCCCUUUUUCCCAACACCACCCCCAACCUCCAUCGUUCACAAUCACCGCUCUCUCUCACUGUAUGUAGUCUCCCACACCUCCAACCUCCACUCAAUCUCGCUUUGCCUCCCACACACCGUCGCUUUAGGAGGAGGCACCACCACCACCGAACCAACCCUCCAUGACUCACGAUAGAACUCUCCCAACACUUGAAAAGUAGAUUUGAAGCAUAGAUGUUAUAUCGAAGUAUAGAUAUAAAAAAAUUUGAUCAAUUUGAAGCACAAAUCGCAGAUCGCUAACGAAGCUUGCUCAAACAGAUCGCAUAUCGCGUAUGUGUUUCUUAUGUAUGAGAGAGAGAGGGAGGGGGGAGAAAUGUCGUGCAGUGUGCAAAUGUGGUUGUUGGUGGUGCAUUUGUGUGGUGGCAAUGGUGAGCAGAGGUGGUUGAUUAUGGGUUUGAUCUAGAUGGUUUGGUGUGGUUUGAAGAUGGGUUGGGUCCAGGUGGUGGUUUUAGUGGUGGUGGAGACGGAGGUGGUUUUUAGUGGGUUCUCUCUCUCUCUCUCUCUCUCUCUCUCUCUCUCUCUCUCUCUAUGCUAUCCCUUGUUGUGAAUGGGUUUAGGCGGUGGUGGAACAGGUGGUGAUGGGUGGCUGCCGGCGGGAGGAAGAAUAUAUGUAAUUAGAUAAAUAAUAAAUAUAAAUAAAAUUAAUAUGGGAUAAUAAUUGAAUAGGUAGUUAUUAAGAUUUUAACUUAUUAAUUUGAUAGAUUUGAAAGUUAAACAUUUAAGGGUUAAAAUUUUAAUUUAUAUAUGAAAUAAAUAAGGGGUAAAUUUGUAGGGUAAACAAAAUAUAUAUUUAAUUUCUUAAAUUUAAUUUUGGAGGGCAUUUUUGGUAUUCUAAGAAUUGUUAUUGAUGACAUCAGUUUUGACUGUUAAUAAUUCUAACAUCUAUUAGUGGGAGGAGGUGUGGCUGCUACAAGUUAUAAAUGUUAAGGGAGGUCGGUGUCAUUCUUAAAAUGUGAGGGGGUGUAAGUGAUAUUUACCCUAUCAAUUAAUUAAAUUUUCCCUUUAUUUACAGCUCUACAUGUGAAAGAAAUGCAUUCAUCAGGUAUCGAAACUUCCACAAAGAAUACAAUAACAUGCUUGAAGAAGGCAAGAAUCGAAUUGUAGUUAAAAUGUGUGGAAUUACAUCAGCUAGAGAUGCUGCUCUGGCAGCAGAAGCGGGUGCUAAUUUGAUUGGGAUGAUUCUUUGGCCUCACUCAAAACGAUCUGUUUCAUUUGCUGUGGCAAAAGAGAUUUCCAGAGUUGCUCGGGAAUAUGGUGCAGAACCUGUUGGGGUAUUCGUGGAUGAUGAUGUCGACACAAUAUUGAGAGCUUCUGAGGCUGCAGACCUUGAACUUGUGCAGGUAAGUUUCGGUCUAACGGUAAUUACAUUCCACUAA